Messenger RNA from Porites evermanni, 477 nucleotides. The record is from the annotation of a GenBank genome assembly. Lineage: Eukaryota; Metazoa; Cnidaria; Anthozoa; Scleractinia; Poritidae.
CCAACCCCCGGACCCACUGCAGGAAAAACCACUAGGAAGUGUUUCGUUUGUGGACGUGCCGUGGCGAAGAAUCAAUUAGCGAUUACUUGUGAUAGUUGUUGCCAACAGACUCACAUAAAGUGCGCUGGGAUAACUGCGAAACGCUACAAACAGCUUCUGUCUUGCUCAAAUUACUGCUGGGAUUGUCCCACUUGCAUAGGAAAUUUGUUACAACAGCUACCUUUCGCGAAUGUUGAUGAUAUAAUCGAACAAGAUCCAGCUAAUGAUAACCCUCUUCAAAAUAUGAGCUCCCACGGAGAACCAACGAUCAAGUUUCCACGGAAACCCAACAAGAAGGAAUGCACAAUUGCUCUUCUAAAUGUAAAUAGUCUUCCUAGCAAGUUUAUUGAAAUCAAGGAAUGGCUUGUUGAUGGGGUUUUUGACAUUCUCUGCAUUCAAGAAACGAAAAUUGACAGCACUUUCCCUAAUUCUCCCUAA